Anarrhichthys ocellatus (wolf-eel) is the source of this 1970-nucleotide messenger RNA. RefSeq names its product 4F2 cell-surface antigen heavy chain-like. Gene Ontology annotation, biological process: L-leucine import across plasma membrane; carbohydrate metabolic process; L-alanine import across plasma membrane. The record is from RefSeq and is a predicted model, not a curated record. The transcript has 8 exons. Lineage: Eukaryota; Metazoa; Chordata; Actinopteri; Perciformes; Anarhichadidae. Gene Ontology annotation, cellular component: apical plasma membrane; basolateral plasma membrane. Gene Ontology annotation, molecular function: aromatic amino acid transmembrane transporter activity; L-leucine transmembrane transporter activity; L-alanine transmembrane transporter activity. Bases 139 to 1839 code for a protein of 566 amino acids.
UACGGUCAGACAGAGAGACAGAGAGACAGACAGACAGACAGUCAGACAGACAGUCAGACAGACAGUCAGACAGACAUCACGGACUCCGCUGACGGUACCGAGCCGCUCUAUUAGAUCCAUUAACAGAUCACCGCCGGUAUGAACACGGAGGAGACCAACGUGGAUCUGAAGGAUGCUGAGACCAAAGAUGCGGAUCCGACGGAGGCGCCAGGUCCAGAUGCGGUCGCCGCAGAUGCCGAUGCGACGGAGGCCGAUGUGAGCGAGGCGGAUCUGGACCAGGAGGAGCAGGAGAAGCAGCCGAUGACCGGAGGAGGAGGAGGAGACCGGGCCGAGGACGCUCCGUCUGCCGGAGGAGAGGAGGCGGAGCCGGCAGACGGAGCGGUGAUGGAGAAGAACGGAACCGUGAAGCUGAAGAUUCAGGACGAGGAGGAGGAGGAGGUGAAAUUCACCGGACUGAACAAAGAGGAGCUGCUGAGGGUGGCCGGGACUCCGGGCUGGGUGAGGACGCGCUGGGUGUUGCUUGUGGUGUUCUGGUUCGGCUGGUUGGGGAUGUUGGGUGGAGCCGUCCUCAUCGUCCUCCAGGCUCCCCGCUGCAGAGACCUCCCGUCCUCCAGCUGGUGGAACGACGGCCCGCUGUACCAGAUCGGAGACAUCGGGGCCUUCAGCGCCCUGAAAGACCUGAAGGGAGUGGAGCAGAAGGUGGGCAGUCUGUCUCAAAUGAAGAUCCGAGGUCUGGUGGUCGGUCCGGUCCACGUAGCUCCAGCAGACGACGUCAUGAGUCUGAGGUUUGAGGAGGUCUCCUCUGAGUCUGGAACCCUGGACCAGUUCAAAGACCUGGUCCAGGCAGCUCAUAAGAAGGGUAUUUCUGUGGUUCUGGAUCUGACUCCAAACUACCAGGGUUCAUCUGGACCCUGGUUCUCCAACGUCAGUGUGACCAACGUAGCUGAGAGGCUGAAGUCUGCUCUGGUCUUCUGGAUGAAACAAGGCGUGGACGGCGUGCAGAUGUCGGGGGUGGAGCGAGUGGCCUCCAUGGUGCCGUCUCUGUGGACAGACAUCAGAGCCAUCGUCCACAACGGGACGGAGGACAGUCCCAACAAGAGAGUCCUGAUCGGCGUCACAGAGCGUUCCUCGGCUGAAGACGUGUCCGCCCUCCUCAACUCCACCGGCGUGGACCUGCUGGUCUCCAGGGUCCUCCUCGGCCCCGGCAGCGCGGGCGCCGCGGACGCCACUGAGCUCGCUCAGUCUGUCCAGCUCUUGUACUCGUCCCACAACCAGCUCAAGCUGACCUGGAGCCUGGGGGGGCGGGACCAGGGUCACCUGGCCUCGCUGGUGGUACCGGCUCUGGUCAAACUGCACCAGCUGCUGCUGCUCACGCUGCCGGGGACGCCCGUCUUCAACUACGGAGACGAGAUCGGCCUGAUGGACGAGGGCACCAAGUUUCCCAGAAUGCUUUGGGACACUGAUGAGGAGCUGAACGGGACUUUGAAGGAGGAGCAGGCGGAGCGUCGGUCCUGUCUCCGGUUCUUCAGUGCUCUGAGUGAGCUCCGUGGUAAAGAGCGCUCCCUAUUGUUCGGAGACUUCCUGCUCCUCUCUAACUCCUCCUCCUCACUGGUGUACCUGCGCGUCUGGGAUCAGAGCGAGCGCUAUCUGGCCACCUUCAACUGGGCGGAGGAGGCGGUGGCGCUGCAGCUGAGCAGCGCGGCGCUUCCUCGGCGUGCGAUGGUCGUCCUCAGCACCGACGGCGCCGUCCUGCCGGCCGAUGGUGGCAACGUGGACCUCACGGAGCUGCGACUUGGCCCCAGACAGGCCGCGCUCCUCAGGUUUCCCUACGCUGGAUAGCCAUCAAAUAUAAAAAAAGAACGGAGCUUUAAACGCGUUUUGUCUCAUUUACUGUAAGUGAUGAAUAUUAAUCAUGUGACGUCUCUGAUUCUCUGAAAACAAAACAAAAAUACAAAGAAAAGAAUUUAAAA